Rhipicephalus microplus (southern cattle tick) is the source of this 1596-nucleotide messenger RNA. RefSeq names its product SEC14-like protein 2. Gene Ontology annotation, cellular component: cytoplasm. NCBI's taxonomy places the organism in Eukaryota, Metazoa, Arthropoda, Arachnida, Ixodida, Ixodidae. The record is from RefSeq and is a predicted model, not a curated record.
UCGCGUGUUUGCGGUUCCUCGCUCACCGGCUCAGAGCUAGCGCGCCUCGAAGGCCGUCCACACCACGCGGAAUCGCUGGGUGCCGGUGUCACCUUUCGAGCGGACAGUUCGCGUGGCAGAAGGCCGCGAUUGGAGUUGAGCAGUCAUGAGCGGCUACGUCGGCGAUCUCUCGGCCGCGCAGGAAGCCGCGCUUGACCGGUUCCGGAAAAGAGUGUCCGAUGUCACCAAGCCGGAACACACGGAUCACUUCCUACUCAGGUGGCUGCGAGCGCGGGAGUUCGAUGAAGUCAAGGCGGAACACAUGCUUCGUGAGAGCAUGGCCUGGAGGCAGAAAGUGGGCGCCGAUACCAUCCUGGCCGAUUACCAGCCCCACGAGCUCUUCUUGAAGCUCUUCCCAGGAGGCUUCUUGGAAUGCUCGCCAGAGGGACAUGCCUGUUACCUCCUGCCUAUUGGAAGCAUAGACAUUAAAGGCUUUCUGGAGUUGGUGUCGGCGGAUGACGUCAAGCGUCAUGCCCUGUAUUUACUCGAGGGUAUCAUGGAUCGUCUCAGGCGUGCUUCGAAGCAGAGGGACAAGGUGAUCGAGACGGUCUUCUUCAUCGCCGACUUUGAGAACUUCACGAUGCGCCAGAUCUACUCCUGGCAAGUCAUCACCUUGCUGACGGAUUUGCUCAAGGCAUACGAGGACAACUACCCGGAGAUCCUCGAAAAAGCUUACGUCAUCAACGCGCCACGCUUCUUCCCGCUGCUGUGGAAGUUCAUACGGCCAUUCCUAACUCAGCGCACGGUAGACAAGGUGGCCAUCUAUGGUACAGACGACUGGAAAAAUGGCCUGAUGGAACGAUUUGACCCAGACUUCGUGCCACAGCACUGGGGCGGGAACAUGGUGGGACCAGACGGAGACCCUCGAUGUCCUCACAUAAUCUGUCCGGGCGGUGAUGUUCCAGCCUCGGUCAGGGAAGAACUGGCCAAGCGAAGGUUAUCCCGGGAGGCGGGAGUCUCGGUGCAACGCAUCGAGCGUCGUUCGCGAUGGGAGUUGCCCAUGCGCGUGGCCCGGCCCGGCGAGCAGCUGUCUUGGAGCUUCCAGACGGCCACGGGGGACCUGUCUUUCGGCGUACGCUACGAGCCUCCUGGUAGCUCGGUCAGCGAGUACCUGAUUGAGCAACAGAGGUUGCCAUCGUGCUGCCUGGUGCCCGAGCGCGGUUGCCUCGUGUGCGAGAAACCCGGGACAUACAUUCUGGAGUUCGACAACUCUUACAGUUGGAUCAACAGCAAGACCUUGGCUUACUUCGUCAAUCUCCUACCUCCGGGAGACGAGAAAGAAAGCGGUUCGGCGUUGACUUAACCGCUAGGACGACAUACUGAGUCACCUCUUCGAACACGGCGUCCAUGGCCGAUUGACCGAAACACUAUGCGGCUCUGGAGUCUCCAGGCCACACCAGAGAUGCAAGACGUAGCCACACUACAGAGAACUGAUGUGUGCAAACCACCUCGCAACAUGUGUUUUACGGUUAUUUCGACUGUCCUGCACUUCUGGCGUAUACAGAGCGACAUUUACUUGUACUUGACUGGUGCCUGACAUAAAAUCAGCCACAGUUA